Molecule: messenger RNA, 1183 nt
Organism: Benincasa hispida (wax gourd)
Lineage: Eukaryota; Viridiplantae; Streptophyta; Magnoliopsida; Cucurbitales; Cucurbitaceae
Product: gamma-glutamyl hydrolase 2-like
Biological process (GO): tetrahydrofolylpolyglutamate metabolic process
Cellular component (GO): vacuole
Molecular function (GO): gamma-glutamyl-peptidase activity
Source: RefSeq, a predicted model, not a curated record
UUCCCUCCCGUGUUUCUUCUCACAAUGUUCAAUUCAGCUCUCUCUCAUUUCUCCAAUGGUGGCCGAUCCACCAUUGCCAUCCUCAGUUUCCUCUGGUUUUCUCUCUUAAUCUCCUCCUCCUUCCAAAUCGGUCUCGUUAAAGCCAUCAUUCACGAUCCUCUCUCUAACAACAUUUUCUUACCUUCUGAAAUCGAGAACAAUGAGAGAGAUCAUAACCUCCAAUUGCGUACCUGUACUAGAGUCAAUCCCUUGCUCUACUACAAGCCGGUGAUCGGAAUCCUUUCUCAUCCCGGCGACGGUGCUUCUGGUAGGCUCAGUAAUGCCACCACCGCAUCGUAUAUUCCGGCGUCAUACGUCAAGUUCGUCGAAUCCGCCGGUGCUAGAGUUAUUCCUCUUAUCUAUAACGACCCGACUGAUGUUCUUGAAGAGAAGUUGGGUUUGGUGAAUGGAGUGAUUUUCACAGGAGGGAGGGUUAGAGAUGGAUUAUAUUAUUCAGUGGCUGAGAAAAUUUUCCAGAAAGUUUUGAGUAGGAAUGAGGCUGGGGAUCAUGUCCCUUUAUAUGGCAUUUCCUUGGGUUUUCAGCUCAUUAGCACAAUGGUCGGCAAGAACUUUGACAUUAUCGAGCCAUUUAAUGCCACACGUUUUCCAUCUGCCUUGAAAUUUAACGACUUUGCAAAUAUUAGAGGAACCGUCUUCGAAAGAGUUCCACUUUCUUUACGAAUAAGGGCAACCAAGGAUUGUAUUACAUGGGAAGAUCAUAAAUAUGGCAUUUCACCUGAAACAUUUGAACAAAAUGAGGGGCUAUCUAGUUUUUUCCAAAUAUUGACGACUAGCAUUGAUAAGAACAACAAGGUCUAUGUUUCUACUGCAAAUGCUCGCAAUUAUCCAGUUACCAUCUUUCAAUGGAGUCCUGAGAAAAACUCAUAUGAAUGGGGCAUUUCUACUAUCCCACACACUGAAUAUGCCAUUGAAUUGACACACAAAGUAGCCCAUCACUUGGUCAGUGAGGCCAGGAGAUCAAUAAACAAGCCACCUGUAAAUCAGGUUCUUGAGAAACUAAUCUACAAGUACAGCCCAAUUUAUAAUGGCAAGGCCGGGAAGGGAUAUGAUCAAGUUUACCUUUUUGAAUAGAUGGGUUGCAUCCCCUUUGUUAUAAUUUGGAAUUUCCAUCUAUCUUGAGGAC